Trichobilharzia szidati is the source of this 288-nucleotide messenger RNA. Lineage: Eukaryota; Metazoa; Platyhelminthes; Trematoda; Strigeidida; Schistosomatidae. The record is from the annotation of a GenBank genome assembly.
AUGACAACUAUGUUCAAUAGAAAUUUAAAUUUCUUAUUAACUAAUGUAUUGAUUAUUUACAAGAAUCCGUUAUCAGUAUUAAUACCUAAAUAUUUGGAAUUUCAUAUGAAAUGCAUUCAAACAAAACUAAUUGAGAUAUUAUAUGAAUUAUUAGUUAAAAGUUUAAUAUCACCUGAAUACUUGAUUGAGGAAAAAAAGAAUUCCUUCAAAAUUGGAAUUUUCAUCAAUAUUAUUAUUACUACUACUAGUAGUAUCACUAGAAGUUAUUCAUCGUUUAUUGGAUUAUAG